Sceloporus undulatus (fence lizard) is the source of this 9200-nucleotide messenger RNA. It is a transcript of the gene ZNF654, whose product is annotated as zinc finger protein 654. Gene Ontology annotation, molecular function: DNA-binding transcription factor activity, RNA polymerase II-specific; DNA binding. The coding region runs from base 109 to 3378 and encodes 1089 amino acids. The transcript has 9 exons. Gene Ontology annotation, biological process: regulation of transcription by RNA polymerase II. Gene Ontology annotation, cellular component: nucleus. The record is from RefSeq and is a predicted model, not a curated record. NCBI's taxonomy places the organism in Eukaryota, Metazoa, Chordata, Lepidosauria, Squamata, Phrynosomatidae.
GAGGCGGCUCGGGGGCGGUGCCGGAACUGAGGGCUGUCUCCGGAGGGGCGGGCCAUCCGGCGGAGAGGGGGCGCUGGGGCUCGGUACGCGCAGGGCGUCCGGAGCAGCAUGGCGGAAGACGAGAGCGACCAGGAGUCGGAGCGGCUGGGCGAAGAGCUCGAGGCCUUGGCCGGGCCCGCCUUCCCCGCCGGCUUCUCCGCCUCCCUCAGCAGCCAGUACUACUGCUACCGCUUCUGCCAGGUUGUUGAAGACUAUGCUGGAAGAUGGCAGGUUCCUCUGCCACAGCUCCAAGUGCUCCAGACAGCACUCUGUUGUUUCACAUCCGCAUGCAUAUCAUUUCCAGCCGAAUGUGAGCAUGUGCAGUAUGUGUUGAGUAGCCUAGCUUUGAGUUUUUUUGAAUUGCUGCUGUUCUUUGGAAAGGAUGAAUUCUAUGAAGAUCCUCUAAAAGACAUACUAGGUUCUAUACAGGAAUGUCAGAACCUCUUGAGCAGAUAUGGAAGUGUUAACUUGGAGUUGGUGACUCGAAUUAUCAGAGAUGGAGGGCCUUGGGAGGAUCCUGUUUUACAAGCUGUUCUUAAAGCAAAGCCCGUUUCUCAGGAGAUAGUUAACAAAUAUUUAAGCUCUGAAAAUCCAGUGUUCUUUGAAUUACGUGCCAGAUACCUCAUUGCCUGUGAGCGCAUCCCAGAGGCAAUGGCUCUUAUCAAAUCUUGCAUGAAUCAUCCUGAUAUUAGCAAAGACCUUUACUUCCAUCAAGCAUACUUCACAUGUCUUUAUAUGUCACCAUUGGAAGAUCAGCUGUUUCAAGAGCACCUGCUGCGGACUGAUUGCAAGAAUGGCAUUGAAAUCAUCUGCAACAUUGCAAAAGAAGGGAAGACUGCCUUAGCUCUAUAUCUUUGUGAAUCAUUUCUUAUUCCACAGCUCAAAAAAGGAGAAAUGUAUUGCAUCUGGGAGUUGAUCUUUAUUUGGAGUAAACUUCAGCUUAAAUCUAAUCCAUCGAAGCAAGUAUUUGUAGAUCAAUGCUACCAUCUUCUGAGGAUAGCUACAAACAUACGAGUUAUUUUCCCUUUCAUGAAAGUCAUUAGGGAUGAAGUUGGAAAGGAAGGCCUGCAGAUUUCUGUCGAAAUUUGUGGAAGUGCUCUCCAACUGGAUCUUCGUGAUGAUCCCAGAAUGAAGUGUUUGAUAUACAAAACCAUUGCUCACUUUUUGCCAAAUGACUUGGAGAUUGUCCGAAUAUGUGCUCUUUCUAUCUUUUUUCUUGAGCGCACCUUGGAGUCAUAUAACACUGUUGAACGAUUAUACAAAUAUGCGGAUGAAGAAUACAAUGAUCAAACCAGUUCUGUUCAGAAUCGUGUACGUUUUGAGUUGCUUCCAAUUUUGAAAAAGGGGUUGUUUUUUGAUCCUGAGUUUUGGAAUUUCUUGAUGAUCAAACAGAAUUGCUUAGCACUAUUAAAAGAAAAGGCAUCAGUAGAAAAGAAUGAAAAUACACUGAAGCAUUCAGCAAAUGCACCAAAGACGCGGCAAGCAUCACGAGGUGAACAUGCCUGUAUAGCUGAUGUAAACAAUGGAGAAAUGGGCCAUGAGGAUCCUUGUGGAGUACAACUUAAAUGCCACAGUAAUUUGAAGAAGAACCAUUUAGCCCUUGGUUCAUCUAAAAUUGAUCACAAUGUACCCAGGCAUCGUUGUGUGCUAUGUAACAAGGAAUUUCUUGGUGGUCAUAUUGUGAGGCAUGCACAAGCUCAUCAAAAAAAAGGCAGUUUUUCAUGUGUAAUGUGUCGCAGGAGGUUCAGGCAAAAAGGACUCAUGCUUAAGCACUUGAAGAAUCACAUCAAGAAAUUGACAAGGCAUCAUCUUGCUGCUACUUGUCAUGAUCAGGAAAGCAGUCAUGUAAAAGAAAUAAACUGUUCUGAUGCAGAUGUUUCUCCUGAAAAUGGGGACUUGGAUACCUCUGAAGUAAACAGUGUAGAGGUAGUCAUUCCAGCUGCUGAUCAGGAGAUGCAGAAUUCUGAACCCAUGUUGGAUGUAACUGAAAAUCACGUUAGUUGCCAGGAUAUUAAUGUUAUUAAAAAUGGUGGUUGUGAAACUACAGAAGAAUUGCCAGAAAGUGAUAGCAACCUGAAUAAAGAUUUCCCUAUACCUCCUAAAGUAAAUGGCGUGCUAUGCUCUCAAAAUGACUGGGACAUUAUGGACCAAGCAGGUAACUUCAAGUGUCCAGCCAGUGGAUGUAUUCGAGUUUUUAAAAAGAUUGGGUUUCUGAAUAAACAUGCACGAAAAGCUCAUCCCACUGAUCUGAAAGUGCAAGAGCACAUAAUGAAGUGGAAUAAGGGAAAAUGUCGGUUUUGUCAGAGAAAAUUCUCAGAUUCUCAGCAUUUUAUUGAUCAUCUAAAGCAACAUGUUUAUCCAAAUGUAUACUAUUGUUUACAUUUUAACUGUAAUCAGAGAUUUAAGCUAUCCACCGAGCUUGCAGAGCAUAUUAAAAUUCACAGUGAAUUUAAAGCUCAGUGUAACUUUGCAGAGUGUGGUCAGCUUUUUGAUGAUGUUUCAUUGUUAUAUGAGCAUGAGUCUCAACAUUAUUCAGAUAAAAUCACUGUAACUAAUUCUGAAGAAAUCCAUGAUAAUAAUUCUUCAGAUACAGUUUUAGAAUCCCAUCUUGUUCCCAUCCAGGAACAGGAAAGUAGUAGUAAUGAAAAGGAUACUCCAAUAGAUGCACCAGUUCCAACUUGGAAAGCAAGGAAAGAUUCUACAGAACCAAAGACUUACAUCCAGAGCGAGAAAAAAAUAAACAUUUUAAUUCAGAAUGGGAAUGAAAAUACAUGUGAUGAUACUCCUGCAGUUGUUAACUUGAUAGACCAAACAAUACCUGAAGUAGAGCCACAUUUGGAUAACUGUCAAGUUAGUGAUCAACUAGUCAAUGGGCAUGGUGAACUGGAACAGGCUACUUCAACUUCACUGGAUGCUGAUUUGGAAAAGGUGACAAACACAGACAAAACAAGGACAGAAAAUGAAUCCAUUGCCCCUGUUUUACAGAACUGUAAUGAUAUACCACCAAACAGUGUUGCUACAGUUUCUCAGUCGCCUUCGAAACCAAAUCAGUUAUUGGAGAAUACUUCAUAUGGCUUAAUUUCAACAAAACCUUAUGUUAGACCAUUGCCUCCGAGUUAUCUUGAUGAACGAUAUAUUAGCAUGCCAAAACGAAGAAAAAUGUUGACUGAGAAAGUAGAUUCCCAUUCAGAGCAAGAUAAAACUGGUAUCAAAUCAGAGAGAUUAAGAUGCAGCAAAUGCCUGACCACCUACUGUAACUCAGAAGCACUUCAGCUUCACCUUGCACAAAAGAAGUGUCGGACACUCUUUGGAUUCGAUUCAGAUGAUGAAAGUGCCUGAUCAAAUGCUGUAAGAAGACUUCUCAGUUUGAGGAGUGUGUGAUGGAACACUACAAUAUUCUGCAUCAGUUUGCUUUUCCCUUGUUGGCCUUAAUUAUAAAGAAAUUUGAAAUUACUAAAGAAAAUUAUGACCUUGUUCAGGUCAAAGCACACUUGGGUCAGAAUUAAAUGUUAGUAGGAACUGUGCAGAGUUUGGAUCCAGAAAAACUGUGUUAAAGCCCCCAAAGUACCAGUUAUCUAGAAGCCACAAGGUCCCACAUGAAAUCCCACUGUAGUAUGUUCAGAGUGCAAUAGCAUACUGAAUAGUUUUCAUGCUGAGUGGUAACUAUUUCCCUACAGAGAAAUGAAAGUGGUAUAUGCUCUUUUCUGACUGUGCAUAUUCAAAGGAACUUUGUCCGUUAUAAACAAACAGUUUAAGUGAAAUGUAUAAACUGUCAAUGGCUGUAUAAUUUUGAAGAAUUAAGUUCUGUUUGUAGAGGUUACUUAUUUGCGCUUUGGCAUAGCUUGUACUUUGGAAACAGAACAGGUGAAUGUACCAAAAGGUCAGAACUGGACAGUUUGACCUAGUAAAGAUGUUCAGGCAUGCAUUAAGAAUGAAAGCAUUCUCAGUCUGAUAUUCCCAAACAAAAAUAACACAGGCUCCAAAUUAAGGAUCAUAAAAACUUUUUAAAAAUGUAUCCUGAUUUUAUGAAUAAAAAGUACUUUAAUCCAUAAUUUGUAUAUGGAUUACUGAAUCUGAAAAACGACCUCAGAUUUGUUCCCUCACAUACAGUUUUUUUCGCAACUUGCUUUGAUGUUAUGUGCUGUAAUGUUUGAUUGAAUGAAAUGAUCCUGCAGAGUAAACAAGGGGUUAAAGUUUUCUAAUAGACUUUCAAAAUACAUUAAUUCAAACACAAUCAAUUCAAAAGCACUAAAAGAAACUGCCCUGCAAAAUCAGCAUCCGUGCUUGAAGCUGAGUAACAUCUGAAUUGAUAAAAUACUGAAUUUGUGAAAAAAACUGUAUGUGCUUUUACUGUGUUUUUCAAAUUCAGCACUCAAAAAAACCCAGCUACAGUACUGAAAAAGGUUUUUUCAUACCAAGCCUAUGUAAUUAAGUCAUAUUCAAAGAACAAUUCAGAUUCAGAUAAUACAGUACAUUCAAAUAAUUAAGCUACAUAGGAUGCACUAAGUUUCGUUUAAAAACAACAACAGCCUGAGGCACAGAGAAGAUCUGAAAAGAAUUCAUGCGCAGUGAGAACUAGAAUAUAUACCGUAUGUCAUAUUGAACAUAAAGUUUGAGGCAUAACAAUAAAUGCUCAUGUUGGGAAGGCCCCUGAAAUUUGGAGCAUACAACUUUUAAUUUUUGUCAGUUAAUGUGGCUGAUAACCUUGUAAAAUAUGGUUUCCUGUACUGAAGGUGUUAGGAUAAAGGAGGGAAAACAAGACUCACAAGACUGCCAAACAUAAGGAAUAAAAAUACCAGGCAAAACCAUAACUUUAUACCCAUAUUGUAUCACUAUAAGAAGAUAGCACUCAAGUUUCAUAAUGAAACACUUGCUUUUAAUUCUUAAAGAUUCUUAUAAAAUCUAUUGGUUCACAAAUCUCAUGGUAAAACAAAUUCCAGGAAUUCCUUUUGCAAAACUGCCUGUAAGAAUGACUUGCACCGUGCCUUGAGAGGUGAAGCUUUAAUUUCCUCACCCCUUACAUAGCAUAUGUAAAGGCAGAGGAUUCAAAUCCCAAAAGGCCCCAGUGAAUUUUCUUUGGAAAAGAAACCAUUGCAGAAGCUAUAACUCUCAUGAAAGGCAACAUGUUAAGAAGUCUUGGUUGUGUGUGUGUAGAGAUUUGGAUUCAUUAGGAUGGAUUUACAAAUUUUCCAAACCUGAAUGGUGAUGGUGUGUGAGAUAUUAAUGCGGUUUUGGCCAUUUCCAGCACAGUCCUAUACAUUUUAACUCAGAAGUAGAUCCUACUGAGUUGAAUGGGGCUUGUUCCUAAGAAAAUGGGUAUAUGAUUGCUGCCUUAAUUUUGUUGGAUCACUUCUAAAGAAACACACACCAUCACCACCACUGUUGCCUAAAAAUAUUAAGGUAUUAAAUUAUUCUGCAUUAAAACAAUGUUUUAGACUAAUUCUAGACUACUUUUGGUGUCUACAACACCAAAAAAUACUUCUAAUAGGCCUGCACAUUUAAGGUCAUAUUCAAGCUUGACUAUGCUAAUAUGUGAACAUUCAGCAUGAAAAUAACUCAAAUUAUAACAUGAAAAGCAGGCUUAUUUUCAUGCAAUUUUAAUAAUUUAUCCACAUGGAGCUCAAAACAAAAUUUGCACAAAGAUGGUACUUGGGUUCUUAGCUUUUUACCCCUGGUGUCAUUAGAGAUACAAAAUAGUCAUUUCUGUAUAUUUGUACCCAUGUACUAUAAGCAAAAGUUCUUAAUAAAAUUUCACAUUUUACAUUAAAAUGGGACUGGCUACCAAAUCUCAGUCAUUCACUUUGAUUUAAUUGCCAUCUACUUGAAAUCUAAUAUUAGUGAAGACCUUUUCUCCGGUUUUCUGUUCCUAAAAGUGAAAGUUGUGAUGAACAACAUUUAGGGCUUUAAUAUGUCCAUGGUCCAAUAUAUUAAAUUCAAUUUGGCUUCUGUGGAAAUUAAACUAUGUUCUCAAUUUUCAGUACUAUUCAUAUUCAGAUAUACAUGAGGUCUUCAUGUGUCUUGGCCCCUUUUUACUUAUGUUUCAUUGCUUGAGCUGCAUUUGAAUGAAAGAAUAUUCUGUGUUUGAGAACUUGGAAAUCUGCUUCAGUGGAAUCACACAGUUUACAAGUGUUUAAAAAAUAGACAGUAUCCUAUUAGAACUGGAUGGCCCUUGCGGUCUCUUCCAACUCUAUAAUUCUAGAAUGUCUCCCCUCCAUCUGCAUCUAGUGCAGAAUAGAUUCCCAUCACAGCCCCCAUAGCUACCCUAAAAUAUUCUAUAAUGGGAUAUGAAUCUUUCCAAAGCAAUUUGGUAAAAAUGGGCAUGGAUGAGCAGGAGAGAGGAAGGGUGACUUCUGUUCUGCAUGUGUGAAUGCCACCCUAUGAAUUAUUUCAUAUGCACAAUAUAAUUGAUUUGCUUUAAAAUGCAAAUUGAUUCUGUAGUGCACCAUAGCUGAAUCAUUGCUCUUAUGUGUUCUGAGUUGGUUUACAUUUCUAUCUUUUCAAUUUGAAAUUGUAUGCAUUUCUGACUCCUGUGCAUCAUUACAUGUUGAGUAUCCAAAAUUUGGGUCACAUUUAUAAGGCCCUUUCUCAGGAAUAAGUUCCCUUUGAAGCUGAUGAAUUAAUUCCCAAAGCGUGUGUGAUCACUUGAUUUCAUUGGCCUAUGGCAUAAAAACAGUUUUAAUAGAAAUUUUGUAUUGAAUAUGAUUUUCAGUUACAUUAUGAUCUAAUGUGCUAUGCCAUCACACAAGUGCUUAGGAUAAAUAAUACUAACGGAAACACUGUUAGAACAUCACAAAACAUGGUUUUUAUUUUAUUUCAAUUUUGGGGUUUUUUGCAUUACAAAUUGCAGGUGUAAAUGUGCCCGCCAUGAUACCACUUUGAACACACCUGAUCUUAUCUGAUUUCUGAAGCUAAGCAGGUCUUUAUUUGGUUAGUAAUUGGAUGGAAAAGUACCAGAAGCUCAAGGAAGAUCUAGGAAAGAAUCUGGUUUGAAACCCUGGCGAGAUAUUGCCACUCAGAUUGGAUAAUACUUGGUUAGAUGAGUCAAAGGUCUGACUUGGUAUAAGGCAGCUUCCUCUCUUUGGGGUUUCAGGUAUCCUAAGAUAGGUUUUAUUUCAAAAUAUUCAUGAUAUAUUAUUUUGAACAUUAAAAUUGCUUUUAAAGUAACCAGUAGUUGAAUAGAGUAGCAAGUCCAUUGAUGAGACAGUGGGCCAUCCCAGCACCAUUAUGCUUACUCUUGUACCCUAGAGGAAAACUUGUUGACUGUAUCCCUGGCUAUCUUUUUUCCUGGUUGUUGAAGACAAAUGCUGCUAUCUCUGCUGGGAAAAGAAAAAGUCGUACUGUAUUGGUAACUUCCAGUAAAUAACCUGUGUCCCUAUAAUGUCUGUUUCUGGACCCUUCCUGGCUUUAGGGAUGCAAAGGCUGAAACCACCAGAGGUGUUUAGAGAAGAUGCUCUCUCCCUUUCCCCAUCCCUUUAGUGUUCCAGUUUGGAUUUGCUGGGGCCAGAUCUUUUGCUCCAAGCGUUGGCAGGUGAUUAUUUGUCUGGUCACAUACUCUAAAGUAGGAACAAGCAAGUGUGGGAAGCUAUGUUUUUUAAUUAUUUUUCUCCGAACACAUUGUAGGGGCUGUUGAGAACAUUUUGGCCAUGAUUCUCUUGCCCUGGGCCAUCUAGGAGAAGCCUUUUAAAAAUACCCAAGAAGUUACUGGAAGUCACUUUCUGUUUGUUAAAAAGGGCCUCUCCUGAGCUUAGAAUGUCUCAGCCCCCCUGCCAUACUGUGAAAAUUCCUUCUAUGGUCUCUAGGGAGUAUUUGCAGGAUAGCUUUUGUUCCCCUGGGGGAACACAGAAAUGACCCCAGGGGUCACCCUAGCCCAUGGGCUGCAGUUUGCCUACCCCUGCCCUAGAGCAUACUCACUGAGAUGCAAACAUUGUCACAACGAAGCAAUAUUUACAUUUACGUGUACUAGAUUGCACAUACGUUCAGUCCAAAUAUAAAAGUCUGAGUUAAGGCAACUGAAAAUUUUAAAAUUUCUUCUUGUGGAAUGAUCUUCUAGCUUCUGCUGUUCUCUCUGCAGCCCUGCUCCUUGUGCAUCCCCAGGCCAUCUUCUGCUCAAAAGAGAAAGGUCACAGAACAGCAGCUGUUAGUACAAUACUUAUUAUCUAGAAAUGUACUGUGAAAGGUGCUAGUCUUUUUUCUCCCUCUUGCCCUCAUAUUGGAAGAAAAUGAGGGUGCUCAGCGCACGACAGCACUACUGGUGAGUUCAUUACUGUUUCUGUUUUCUCUUCCUUGUGGAUUAAAGCCAAGAAGAUAGUAUACCGGCAUCUUGUUUUGCUCACUUAGAAACGAGUUGUAGUAACAGGAGAAUUGUGUACCUUCCUAACAGGUGGACUACACAAGUAGCACAUUACAUGGCUUACUUCUAGUUCAAUGCCUUGUUCAAAUGUGACAUGAUAUGGAAAAACCACUGUUUGAAGCCCCUCAGUUCAUUCUGGCACCAACUGUGCUCAAAAUUAUCAAAGGUUUUUAGUUACUCCAAGAUAUCCUGUAGUAUCUAAAGUAGAUCCUGCACAACAUUUUCCAAGUCAGAGUCUUUGUAGAAUUUGAAAGGCUUCUCAAAAGGACAUUGACAAAUCUGUUGCCAUAUAUAUAUAUAUUUGCUUCAUCAUAAAGGUCAUGUAAACAUCUAGUAUUGCUCUGUGGGUAACCUUCCUCAGCAACCUGUUUUAUAGAACAAGGUGAAAAUGGUUAUCUGUGGGAAAGGUCACUGGUACUUUGGUUUAGCCAUAUUCACUAAACACAUAGAAGUUGUAUAGUUUGGAUCAUGUAUAACAAGAGCAGUACUCCUUGGUUAAUGCCUUGGGGUAAGAUGAAACUCUUAAAGGGGUGUUUUUUAAGAUUUAUUUUGUACUGUAUAAACACCUUGAUAAAAUGCAGUGGGUUGCAUUCUGGGACUCUCAAGUUUAAUUUGUAAAUGCUAUUAUAGGUUCAGCAAGUAAGGAAAUUUGUGCUUCCUUCUUGAAUGUUAAAUUAUUUUGCAUUUUAUAUGAGUACAAAUUGAAAACUGAGCCAUCAAACUGCAAUAAAUCAACAGUAGUGUUUCAUUUUAAACCUUUUGUAUUGUAAAUAGAAUUGUUCAAUAAAAUAUUGUCUGUUAUUAAAGAUGA